AUGGACAGACCAGAGAUGAAAGGACGAGAUGAUUUCUUGGAAGGAGAGGACCAGGAGGAAGAGAAAGAGAUGGAACUUGCUAAGGUCAAUCUGGAGGAGGCCGGUGUGUUCCAGGACCAAGUGUUCGACAAUAAGAACGUGCAGAAGCAUGUUGAGGAGGUGGACGAUGAGGACCUCAUGGAAGGUAUGGAGGCAACCGACCCAGGGGCCGCCGGUCAACUGACGGGGCCAAGUGUGGCGCCCCGUCAGGAGCAAUGA
This is a messenger RNA of Triticum turgidum subsp. durum (durum wheat), 258 nucleotides long. The record is from the annotation of a GenBank genome assembly. Lineage: Eukaryota; Viridiplantae; Streptophyta; Magnoliopsida; Poales; Poaceae.